Scylla paramamosain (green mud crab) is the source of this 984-nucleotide messenger RNA. RefSeq names its product cuticle protein CP1876-like. The transcript is spliced from 2 exons. NCBI's taxonomy places the organism in Eukaryota, Metazoa, Arthropoda, Malacostraca, Decapoda, Portunidae. The coding region runs from base 187 to 831 and encodes 214 amino acids. The record is from RefSeq and is a predicted model, not a curated record.
AAAGGAAGAAAGUGCAGAGAAAAUAUAAAGUUUAAUAAAGUAGUAACGAUGAAAACAGAUUAAAAGCUUAGAACCAAAGGAAAUAAUAGUACAUAGAUAGUGAAACUAAAAAAACGGAGAAAAGAAAAAAAAUAUCAACAAAAGAAAAAAAAAGGAAAAGAGAAAGGAAAAUUAUCUGCCAGAGGAAUGUACACUGAAGCAGUGAUGGUGGACACUAAACAUCUUCAGCUUGGACUGGUUGUUUUGGCAGUGAUGGUGGCGGUCUCCGCCCAUCAGGCCUACGGCAUCCCUACCUACGGCAUUCCCGCCCAUGGCACCCAUUCUUACGGCUACGGACAGCCCCGCUACGUGGGUCCGCUGGCCUCCAGUGUCCCAGCCGGCGUUGGUGGCAAGAUAAUCCCUGUUUCUGAUACCUACGAGGUGGCGGCAGCUCGAGACCAGUUCUUCAGGACCUACCAGGACCAGGUGAACACCAUCAACGCCAUCCGUGCCAGCCGCCCCGUCCGCUACGGCACCUCUUACGGCUCUGCGGGCCCCGUGCAUGUCUUCCACCCCGCUCCCGCUGUGCACUCUACUUACAGUGGCCCUGCAGGGGUGUCCCACUCCAUCAGUGCUCCCGCCGUGCAUGUGUCCCAGUCUUCCUAUGCCGCUCCUGCAGUGUCCCACUCUGCUUACGGCACCCCCUCCUAUGCACCCUUCACUGCGCCCACACAGGUGAGCGACACUCCCGAAGUAGCGGCCGCCAAAGCCGAGUUCUUCCGUCUUUACAAUCAGCAGGCUGCUGCUGCCGCUGCUGCCCCGGACGACUACACCGUUCAGAAGUAUUACUGAGGCAUCUCACAGACCACGUUAUUAUUUUUCACUAAUGCUGCAUGUUUUCAUUUCAUCGUGAAUGAAGGAAAUAAAAAAAAAUUAUGAACUCAAGAAAAGGUACAUAAUCUUUCUUCCAGUUGUAUAUUUCAUCAUUAAAAAGAAUGGAGCACU